UUUGCCCCUUGCGUAACACGAUCGCAGUCUCUGCCCCUCCUUGUUUUUUGGUGGUUAAAGGGAGCAGCGACGGCGCCACCCACCCCGCUCCCUCUCCACCUCUCUUCCCUUCAUUCCGCACAGACAGGCGGGCUGAGCGCGGCGUGGAGACGGACUUUGGAAUGAGCGGUGCCGGGAAUCCCCUCCAAGCCUGCCUCUUCAGGCUGAAACCGUGAGAAGAAAAACAACGAAAAAGUGGGGGCUGCACCACCAGUCGGACAUCAGCUCCGCGGAAAGGAGCUCAGAAAAAAAACCCAAAACAUAAUAAUAAGGAUCAUCUCCUGCAGCUGCAGCAGCCUCUCCUCUCUCUCAGUGGACCCUUGCCCUGGAGAGCACUCCAAUCAUAUAGGGAGCAUAUACGUCCAUCGCCGCGCCGAAGGAGACGGUCACAGGAGCGCGACGAGGCAAAGAGAGGGAAGGGGCGAAGGGACGUAGCUGGGAGGAGAGGAUGGAGGCCCUGCUUCCUGUGCUGAAGAGUCACCCAGGCCCCUCGGUGCUGGUGUGCUCCCUGCUUUUCAGGGUGGCCCACCGGCUUCUGCAAAGGCUGCCCGUGCCCAAGGUGGUGAAGCAGGACGACCUCCGCUCCUGGAAGUGGAGGAACCUCUCCGUCUCUCUGGUGCACUCCCUGCUGACUGGGGCAUGGGCCCUGACCUGCGUGGUGGUCUGGCCAGAGACGCUGAGCAACAUCCACUCGCACCACACCCCUCUGUCCUACCUGCUCGUCUGCGUCUCAACAGGAUACUUUGUGCAAGAUGCAGGUGACAUUAUCCUGACAGGACAUGCAAGAGGAUCGUGGGAGUUCUUACUCCAUCAUGCGCUGGUGAUCUGGUGUUUCCUGUACGCCCUCUACACUCAGCUGUACGUGGCCGGCGCUGUAGUCGCUCUCUUUGUGGAGGUCAACAGUGUCACCCUGCACCUGAGGCUGAUGCUGAAACUGGCCGGCGCUCAGUCCUCCUCCAUGUUCCACAUCAACAAACUCGCCAACCUCUUCACCUACAUCACGUUUCGUCUGAGCACCCAGUUCUACCUCACCUGGUACAUCGUCCGCAAUUACUCCUGGCUGGACCACGGUGGAUACUUCCUCGUCACCAUGAUCAUGAUGAAUAUUAUGAUCCUGAUUUAUUUCUACCGCCUGCUCCGCGCCGACUUCUUCCACUGGAGUAAGAGCUAUAUGGGACAGAACGGGACUCAUAACAACAACUCCAAAAAGUUUCUCAAUGAUUGACCGGAGAAGGUUCAGGGGACUAUAUUAUGUUUUGAUUUAGGGUGGGAGUUUACUCAUUUUGUCUUUCUCAAACCAUUACUGACACCAUUCCUCGUGGUGACAGGUUUCCCUGUGUCUCACUGUCAAACAACCCCCCCCCCCAAAAAAAACAAAAAAAUUGGUAAUUGGUGGAACAAGGUGCAGCCUUGUUCAGGUCCUGCAUUCCAGCAAUGUUGGAAAGUCAGAAAAUUGACUUUUCACAGGGAAAGAUACAAAGCAGCACUGAAGCCAAAACUGUGGGUUGAACUUUAGCAACAUUUCUCAUACCAUUGCGAAGUUACCACUUUUAGCAUAUUUAAAAUUGAUUUUCAGUAUCAUAUAAACUUAAAGUAAUAGGUCGACUAUUUGGGAAAUUCAAUUCGUGGCUUUCUUGGCAAGCGUUUGAUGAGAAGACUGAUACCACUCUUCUGUUUGUAAAGUAAAUUCGAAGCCAUAGCCAGCAGCCGCUUAGUUUAGCUUAGUAUAAAGACUGGAAACGGGGCAACUGCUAGCAGGGGUAAAAAUCCUCCCGCAAACCACAACUUGUUGUUUUUACACUUCGGUUUUUGUACGGAUUUAAGAAAAAGAUAUAAUGAGUUAAUUGGAGAGCUUUAAAGCUCCUUCUGUUAAAUCAGUAAACAAUCACAAGCUAGCUAUAUUUCUUCACAGAGCGUCACACUAGCUAGUGAGCACACUGUUUGCUAAACGACACUGUUAAAGGCUACUAUACAGUUUUACUCUUUUACUGCAGAGUUGGACAUUUUGAAAGGUUGAAAAUACUGUGAUUUUUCAUAAUAGCAAAAUAUAUAUUAAGUUUCAGCUUUUAAUUACCAUUAACACUGGACUUUGGCCAACAUCAAACAUCCGCAUUUGCUUGUUUUUGCAGAAACUUCUGUACUUUCGCUCCAAGUUAGUAAUAUCGGCGCUUUCACAAAAAUUUGACUUUCCCAGUCGUAUUAUUUUAGCUUUGUUUAUUUGUUUUAUUUAACCAUUAAUCAACCAGGAAGCCUCUUGAGAUAAAUUAUCUCUUUUACAAGAGAGACCUAACCAAAAUGGCAAUGUGAGAUAGCCCAAGUGUCAUAUAGCUACAUAAGAACACACAUCAUCUUACAGCAACAAUAUACAACAAUAAUAUCACAAUAAAUACACAAUACUUCCUCAUGGAGCAUAUUUUUGAAGGUGACAUUUGAAUGUCAGAUAUGAGGGCUGCAUUGCCAGUUUCAACUUGGAUGUUACAAGUGGGAAACUGCCGAUUUUGGUAACUCCAGUAUGACAUGAACGCCCCAUUUGCAUACAGAUACAGAUACAAAAGUGGUGUUAACCUUCUCAUUUAACUCUCAGCAAGAAAGCAAAGUGUACGUCCAAAAACAUGUCACACUAGCCUUUAAUCCACCAAAGAAAAAGAACCUGUGUGAUAAAUAGUUUAACACAUAAAUUUGAAAUGUGAAAUUGCAUUUAACAUAUGCUAAUGGUCUUAGCUGACAACCUAGCUAUAUACUGCCAUAUAUCUUCAACAUUUGCAUGGGUAAUAGUGUUUUUAAUGUAGGGAACAUUGAAAUCUCGACCAGUUUUCUCUCCCUGGGCGUUUGAGCGACACGCCAAGUGAGAUUUUCUGACAUUGGACUUUGAAUUCUAGCAGCAGCAGCACAUUUUUAUAAUAUGUGUAUAUACAGCGCGUCCUCUCCCUUUGUCUCGAUGAAGCCUUUCGCGGCUGAGGAUAUACUGGGCUGUGACUUAACUGGUACAUAAUCUGGUAAAGGACCACUUGAACUGGUAACACACCCCAGUGCAGGACAAUUUCUGGUCCCGUUACGGCUGUCAUAUGAAAUCUGUUGGUAUUUGACACAAGUGGAGCUAAAGCUGGAUCUUCCUGCCAAUUCACAAUUUGAUCAUUUUGCUCAUUGGGAAGUGGGUACCAUGUGUAACCCUUCAUAAUGAGCAGGCAGCAGCACAAUCAGUACUGAUACUGCAUCACGAGGCGCUAGACACGACAUGGAGUAAUAGAAGAAUAUCCUGACAGUGUGUUUCUUAUUUGCUUGUUUGCGAAAUAAUAGUACUUUUACAGAGUAGAUCCCUUUUUUAAGACACUGAAUGACGAAAUUCGGGUGAAGAUGCGUCUCUCUUCCUUUCCUCGAAAAUAGAUAUACAGCAUUUUGUAAAUAUGUCCUCAAAUGUGCAUUGCUUUUUGGUUCAUUUCAAAGCAUAACGCAAGUUCACAUAGUCGACCAUUAGUGGACUUUAAAUGCCAAUUUUCUUAAUCAGUUGUGGCUGUCAUUUAAAAACCUGAUGAUCGUACAUUUUAUUUUCUGUUUCAGCAAACACCAAAGGGAUAGGGACAGAGUUUAGAUGUGUCUGACCUGUGCUACAGUGCCUUUACCACAGUGCCUUUUCAGAAAUAAGAACAAAGCAGAGAUAAAAACUAUAUAAGAAUAAGAACGUAUAGAUAUAGUAUAGAAUGAUAUAAGUAUGUGCUUUUGUAAAAGCUGAGAUUUUUGAGAGAAAAUAAUACUAAAUUCAUUUGACAAUGACCACAAUAAUGUAUAAUGUAUCUUGUAUUAAAGUGACAGCUUCUUUUUAGGAGCCCUGUAUUUUGGAUUGUUGAGUGAUACCAUUAAAUUUGAAAAGUAUUUAAAAUCA
Xiphias gladius (swordfish) is the source of this 3919-nucleotide messenger RNA. RefSeq names its product TLC domain containing 1 (gene tlcd1). Gene Ontology annotation, cellular component: plasma membrane. Bases 488 to 1264 code for a protein of 258 amino acids. The record is from RefSeq and is a predicted model, not a curated record. The transcript is spliced from 4 exons. Lineage: Eukaryota; Metazoa; Chordata; Actinopteri; Istiophoriformes; Xiphiidae. Gene Ontology annotation, biological process: membrane assembly; plasma membrane organization; phospholipid homeostasis.